Messenger RNA from Vitis riparia (riverbank grape), 758 nucleotides. Its product is annotated as elicitor-responsive protein 3. The record is from RefSeq and is a predicted model, not a curated record. Lineage: Eukaryota; Viridiplantae; Streptophyta; Magnoliopsida; Vitales; Vitaceae. Bases 94 to 537 code for a protein of 147 amino acids. The transcript is spliced from 5 exons.
CUUCAAACUUUUUCCAGGAAAACAGAUUCGGGGGGGAGAAAAGGUUAGAAUUUUGGUUUGCAUUUGGAAUCUGUUGCAAUUCUCAAUCAGAAAAUGCCUCAAGGAACGCUUGAAGUCCUGCUUGUCAGUGCCAAGGGUCUCGAGAACACUGAUUUUCUCUGUGACAUGGAUCCUUAUGUCGUUCUCACUUGCCGCACUCAGGAGCAGAAAAGCAGUGUUGCAUCAGGAAAAGGGUCUGACCCAGAAUGGAAUGAACAUUUUGUAUUCACCAUAUCUGAAGGCAUCUCAGAACUCACGAUUAAAAUAAUGGACAGUGAUAGUGGUAGUGGUGAUGAUUUUGUGGGAGAAGCAAGCAUUCCACUAGAGGCACUCUUCACGGAAGGAAGCCUGGAGCCAGCACCGUACAAUGUUGUUAAAGACCAGGAAUAUUGUGGAGAGAUUAGAGUUGGCCUCACUUUCACUCAGAAGGGAGAAUGUGAUGGGGAGUCCUGUGCGCCGGAGGGAAGCUAUGGCGGAUGGAAAGAGUCUUCUUAUUGAGUAUGAGGCAGUGCUUCUGAACUUGUGGUAUUAUGUGGUCUGAGGAUGGAAAUAAUUAGACCAUUUGGUUCAAUAUAUUUCUGAUGUUGAGACAGGUGGUUGAGGAAUUUCAGUUUGAUGUUAGUGUGUUGACUCAUGAAAUGUUCAUCUAGUUUCAUCUGUUACAAUCAAGUGUUCUCCCAUACUAGAAAUUUUGAAUUAAAUGGUAGUGUUAACAACAA